GAUCAACGUUCUACUUCCGUGUGGUGCUACAAAAGCAGCAAACCGAAACAACACUCACCUAUGGCGAGCAGUUUCAUGUGGACGAGCUUGCUCACCAUGAGCCCAUGGUCAUUGCCGAGUCUCCCAUCUUACGCUCGGCAUGGCGUGCCAUUUUGACUAGUUUGGGCCUUACACAUGUCUGGGCAGUCAGUUUUACCGAAGCCAUUGACCAUUUUAGAAACCAGUCAUCGACAUCACUGGAAUCCAAGUCGCCAUCCAUCUUGAUUGCCGAUGUCGACUUACAAAAGAUUGAGCAAUUGGGACCUCAACCCACAAAGAGCGAGAUUGCCUUGGAUACGCUGCAACGUUGGUUCCCAUCGGCUGCAAGCAUUCCAACACUUUGCAUAAAUGAUGUCCGUGUCCGACGGUCCAAGCAAGAACAGCAACCGCAAGAAACCGAGCGACACAACCAGGAACAGCAACAACAGCUGCGGCAGCCUUGGUUCGUUGCUUCCAGUGGUGGUGUUGGUAAUGGAUUUAAAGGAGGACUGCAACAGCAACCUGAGACGACGCCAUUGGAAGAGUGUCAGGAUCCCUUCGAAACAAUACGUCGUUCGAUAUCUAAACCUUUCAAAAACUCGAGUUUGAUCGAAGUUCUGCGUAGCAUCAGCGCUACAACGACACCUACUGCUAUUACAAGAAAAUCCUCAUCUAUGUUAAUGGAAAGCGCUACUAUUUCGAUUCGUAAGAGUAACGUACCUCCAGCAUCAGGAACUACCGAACAGCAGCAGCAGCAACAACAACAGCAAGCUGAACGGUUGUCAUCGAUCUCAUCUUCUGCUAAUUAUCAUCGUCCUUUCGACCUGUCACAUGUACGGACACUACUGGUAGAUGACAACCCUAUCAAUCGCAAGGUCGUUGCGCGUAUGCUAGAUAAAAUGAAUAUCAAGUCUCAAGUUGCCGAAAAUGGUCGACAAGCAUACGAAGCCAUUGAAGCAGCGCUAGAAACUGAUAGUCCAUUUCAAUUAGUCUUUAUGGACGUUUGGAUGCCUGAAAUGAAUGGUCUUGAAGCUGCUGCCAAGAUACGGCAUGAAUUGACCAGUGUCACACCCACGCAACCAUACAUUAUUGCCAUGACAGCCUGUGUCAUGCCUGGUGACAAGGAAAAAUGUAUAGAUGCGGGAAUGAAUGGUUAUGUCAGCAAGCCCAUACGCAAGGAAGAGCUUGAUGCUGCUAUCCAUACUUUUACACAACUAUUAAAUGACACUGCUAACAAUAACAAUAAUAGCAGUGGUUCCGCUGCUGCUGCUAACGACAAUUAAUUAUGAAGAAAAUAGGAGUCUGUAAUUUCGUG
Molecule: messenger RNA, 1333 nt
Organism: Zychaea mexicana
Lineage: Eukaryota; Fungi; Mucoromycota; Mucoromycetes; Mucorales; Lichtheimiaceae
Product: CheY-like superfamily
Exons: 1
Coding region: 105-1301 (398 amino acids)
Biological process (GO): phosphorelay signal transduction system
Source: RefSeq, a predicted model, not a curated record